CCAAUGGGCCUCUCCCUGCACAAAGAUGGCGGCGCGCCCUUCUUCCCUCCUGGCUAUGGGCGGCGGGACGGGCUGAUGGCCACCAUGCCGGCAGGGUGAGGUCAGUUCCGGGGCGGAGCGGCCCCAGGGGCGGCUUGGCGAACAAAAGGAGCCGGAGUCGGCGAAAGGGAAGGCGGGGGCCGAGGCGGCCAGGGAAGCUGUUUCCAUGGCGUGUGGGGAAUGCAACGCUUCAGCACGCGCUCAGGAUCCAACACGCAGGAACAUCAUCCACUUCCAGCACAGAGAACUGAAGUACAGAUAGCAGAACCCAGCUGCAGGGUGAAUCAUGAUUCCAGUCACUGAACUGCGCUACUUUGCUGACACCCAGCCAGCGUACCGCAUCCUGAAGCCCUGGUGGGAUGUCUUCACAGACUAUAUCUCCAUCGUCAUGCUGAUGAUUGCAGUGUUUGGGGGGACACUCCAGGUCACCCAGGACAAAAUGAUUUGUUUGCCCUGUAAAUGGGUUACCAAAGACUCUUGCAAUGACUCAGUCAGAGGCUGGACGGCUUCAAGCCCGGAGCGUACCUACUAUAACUCUAGUCUUGUUCCUUCUGCUGACAUGGGGCCCACUGGGAUCCGAUACGAUUUGGACCGGCACCAGUAUAACUACGUGGACGCGGUGUGCUACGAGAACCGCCUUCACUGGUUUGCCAAGUAUUUUCCUUAUCUGGUGCUGCUACACACUCUCAUCUUCCUGGCUUGUAGCAACUUCUGGUUCAAAUUCCCAAGGACAAGCUCCAAGCUGGAGCAUUUUGUGUCUAUUUUGCUUAAGUGUUUUGACUCUCCGUGGACCACUAGGGCAUUAUCUGAGACGGUGGUGGAAGAGAGUGAUACCAAGCCAGCAUUUGGGAAAAUGAAUGGCUCCAUGGACAAGAAAUCCUCCACGGUCAGUGAGGAUGUGGAAGCCACUGUUCCCAUGCUGCAGAGAACAAAGUCUCGAAUUGAGCAAGGAAUUGUGGACAGGUCUGAGACUGGUGUCCUGGAUAAAAAGGAAGGUGAACAAGCCAAGGCACUUUUUGAGAAAGUGAAAAAGUUCCGCACACAUGUGGAAGAGGGAGACAUUGUUUAUCGCCUGUACAUGAGACAGACCAUCAUCAAAGUGAUCAAGUUCAUCCUGAUAAUCUGCUACACUGUUUAUUAUGUCAACAACAUAACGUUUGAUGUUGACUGUAAAGUGGACAUUGAGAGCUUGACUGGCUACAGGAUGUACCGCUGUGCUCAUCCUUUGGCCACUCUCUUCAAAAUCUUGGCCUCUUUCUACAUCAGUCUGGUGAUAUUCUAUGGUGUCAUCUGCAUGUACACACUCUGGUGGAUGCUGAGGCGGUCACUCAAGAAAUACUCCUUUGAGUCCAUCCGGGAGGAGAGCAGUUACAGUGACAUUCCUGAUGUGAAAAAUGACUUUGCUUUCAUGCUCCACCUGAUUGAUCAGUAUGACCCCCUGUACUCCAAGCGCUUCGCUGUCUUUCUGUCAGAGGUGAGUGAGAACAAACUGAGGCAGCUGAACCUCAACAACGAGUGGACUUUGGAGAAGCUGCGCCAGAGGAUCACCAAAAACUCCCAGGAUAAGCUGGAGCUGCAUCUCUUCAUGUUGAGUGGCAUUCCUGACACGGUCUUUGACCUCAUAGAGCUGGAGGUGUUGAAGCUGGAGCUUAUCCCCGAUGUGACUAUUCCCCCCAGCAUUGCUCAGCUCACCAGCCUUAAGGAACUGUGGCUCUACCACACAGCUGCCAAAAUUGAGGCUCCAGCCCUUGCCUUCUUGAGAGAGAACUUGAAAUCUCUCCACAUCAAGUUCACAGACAUCAAGGAGAUUCCUCUUUGGAUUUACAGCUUGAAGACACUAGAGGAGCUCCAUCUGACAGGGAACUUGAGCGCUGAAAACAACCGGUACAUUGUGAUAGAUGGACUGAGGGAGCUGAAGAGGCUGAAGGUAUUAAGGUUGAAGAGUAACCUCACCAAACUGCCACAGGUGGUGACAGAUGUUGGUGUGCAUCUUCAGAAGCUUUCCAUCAACAAUGAGGGCACCAAACUCAUUGUUCUCAACAGCCUUAAGAAAAUGGUCAACUUGACAGAGCUCGAGCUGAUCCGCUGUGACUUGGAACGCAUCCCCCACUCUAUCUUUAGCCUCCACAAUCUGCAGGAGAUAGACCUGAAGGACAAUAACCUAAAGACCAUUGAGGAAAUCAUCAGCUUCCAGCACUUACAUCGUCUCACUUGCCUUAAAUUGUGGUACAACCACAUUGCCUAUAUCCCCAUGCAAAUUGGCAACCUCACCAAUUUAGAGCGCCUCUACCUGAACCGUAACAAGAUUGAUAAGAUCCCCACCCAGCUCUUCUAUUGCAGAAAGCUUCGUUACUUGGAUCUCAGCCACAACAACCUGACUUUCAUACCACCAGAUGUUGGGCUUCUUCAAAACCUACAGAACCUAGCAGUGACAGCCAACAGGAUUGAAAGCCUCCCACCAGAGUUGUUCCAGUGCAGGAAGCUGAGAACCUUGCACUUGGGAAACAACGUGUUGCAGUCACUUCCAUCCCGGGUUGGAGAGCUGACAAACCUGUCCCAGAUAGAGCUGCGAGGGAACCGCUUGGAGUGCCUGCCCGUGGAGCUGGGGGAGUGCCCUCUGCUCAAACGCAGUGGGCUGGUGGUGGAAGAGGACCUGUUCAACACACUGCCCCUGGAAAUCAAAGAGAGGCUGUGGAGAGCAGACAAAGAGCAAGCUUGAAAACAGGAAAAGCCUCUGACCAACUAGAAAGACACAAAAGGCUGUUCCAGUCCCUUUCCCUCCCCUCUCUUCCCUCUGAUCACUACCAGACUAGCCAAGGAGUCCCUGAACAAUCAUGACUCUGAAUGAGGUGGCUUCUUGCCUCAGAUGCAGGAUGGGGGAAGCUUGGAAACAGGAUGAGGAUGAAGACAGAGUAGUUGACCUCUGAGCAAGGGCCAGCAAGAGUAAGAGGUGUUGCUGUUCUUCUGGACUGGAGCUGGGGUGUGGUGGAUGGUGCUGGUGAGAAGGAAUGACCUUUGGAGGAGAAAGUGAAAUGUAGGCAUUACUCCAAAUGGGGCUUGUGUGUGUGUCAGGGACUGAGUGUUCAGUGUCCUGCAAGCAAAGAUCAAGAGGCUGGGAAACCUCUUGAGCCUCCAUCUCUUUCUGUGACACCUGGUACUGUUCCACUCUGACCUGGCAGUUCAGUCAGUGAGGCCCCACAGUGGGGUGGAAUGGGACACAGCUGAUUUUAUCUAGAUGCUGGCAUUAGUAUUUGGGGGAUAGACUUAUCCCAGACAUCAGCCUAAGUGCAAGAUUUUUUUUUUCUACUCAUCUUUCCCCUUUGCACUGCACACCUUUUCUGCUGCUGCUGCUGGAGAAGAAGCCAAAGUCCCCAAACUGUAUCUGCUGGUUUAAGAUUACACUGUUUUAACAGUUUCAAGCCACUUGUGCUGAUAAGUAGAUCACAUAGCAUCCUCCUCCAGCUGAUAUGCUGGAGGCACUAGUGACAAUUCCAGAGAUGAAGUUCAUUCUGAAAUGGGUGCUUAUAGUGCAAGUGGGAGAAGAUCUGGAUAAAAAGCAGUUGAGCUAAUUCGCUUUCCCAGAAGCACUGAGUUGCUUCAGUAUCUGACUUUAAGAUUUUAAGCUACCUUUAAAGUCCUGGUAUUUUGUCACAUAUCAAAUACAAACAUAAAACAAGACAGUGUGUUGAGAUUGUUCCUGAGCUUGGUGAAGUUAGUAAAGAGGAACAUCCAGGUUUCCUCUGCACCUCUUGCCCCUCAGUAUUCAGUUGUUAGAUGCUUUGCCAGUGUUUUUCAUGAAUGCAGUUUACAGAGCUGCUCAAAUGUUCUUUUCUAUUGUCUUCCUCACUUCAACAGCUGUCAGUUCCUGUUGCACCUUUUGAUCUAAAUAAGAGGCUAAUGCUGGCUCAACUUGGUGCUGGAAAAGAAACCUGUCCUUCUCUUUCUUGUCCUUUUCAUUCCCUUGGUGUUAAGGAGCAGCAUGGACUGAGCUCCCCAUGAUCCCUGGAACAGAGCAGUCUUUAUUGAAACAAGUCUGACGUGUUGGGUGUUGUUUGGCACACAAAAAAAACCCCAACCUUCUGCACUGGUAGGGGUAGAGAACCUGUAGUAGUUACAGAUAAUCAUGUCCUUGAGGUGAGGUAGUUUAGGUGUGCCUACAACCCACCCAAAGUCUGCUCUACUCCAUCAGAAGGCAGAGGAGGCUCAGGGACCUGCAGGUCCUGGCUGUGAUCCUGUGUCCAACAGGUUGGCUCCAAGGAGGAAUGCUGCAAGCUGAGGCCAUGGCAGCUUUGGAGGCUUCCCAUGGGUACAGCUGGGUGAAGUUGCAGCCAUCUCCAAAGCAAUUCCUGGUGAGCUGCCAGCCAGGGCCCUGGCUUCAGCAAAUCAUGGUGAUCCCUUUGAUGCUGGGGCAGCAAAGCACCCUGUGGUUUUCUUCAUCAGAUGUAAGAUAUGAAAUAUAUACACUAAACAUGCUGAAACCAUGGACAAAUGUUAACUGGGCUCUGGAUUUGUUAUGUUCAGAUGCUUAAAUAAAGCUGCAUUAAAAUUCAGCAGAUCUGUUUAUAAAACUGCUUUUAAGAAAGAUGUAAAUUAUGCCUCCCUUAGUCCAUUCAUUUUGACAAGUUUGAACAGGAAAUAAUCUCUUUAUCUGGAAGGCAAGGUACUGUAAAAACUCUUCUUACUUCUAACAGGGUCAGGGCUUUGAUAUUAUGUUAGAGUUGGGGCCACUGUUAAAAGGAUGGGGAAGGAUUGAUGUGGAUUCUUCUUGGAUUGUACUUGUUCUAUUUGCACAAGCAUUUUGGAUCAAUAAAGAGGACAGACAUUGCUAGGUGGGCUUAAUGCUGCUUAAGGAAAGCAGGAAUAGCCUGAGUCUUAUUUACAGUAGUACUGUUUUCCAGUCAGUUCCUUGUUGGUGGGUGUGAGGGUCUGGAUUUUGAAGGAAACUUAACUUUUCCUUACUCUGUGCCAAAAUAUUGUACUGGGGAGUAAUGGCUGCUGAAAAGAGGCUUGGAUUUUGUUUUGUAUUCAAGACCACAGGGUAGCUUGAUGGUUUACAACACAUGUUCUAGACUAGGCAGUGCUGAAAGGGUGAGGUACCUCAGGAUUUUCACCCUGCUUGCAGGAGCAGAGGUUUCUUCUGUAUGUCUGGAUCAUUGUAAAUGAGUACUUUGAUUUUUUGAUUCCAAGUGUGGUCUUGGUUACACAAACUGAACUUUACACAGCUAGGUUAAAAGUUCUCUUAAGUCUGCACCAGUGCUUCUAGAAGCUUCCAAGCCUCCUCAGCUGUCCUGUCUCUCAGUCCAUAGGACAAGUGGACAACAGGCUAUUCAGCUACAAGUCAGAGACUGUCUCUGACUUCUGAUUAAAUAACAAACCUAUACUCCUCCUGCUUGCUAAGUAGAGACUGCCCUAUGCCUGAGGUCUACAAAGCAAUUAUAAAACAGGCCAGUAUUGAUCAUGCAUGAAAACACUAGCUUUCUGCUGCUCUUACAAUAUUCUAAGCGGUUUUGGGGUUUUUUUUUUGUUUGUUUUUUUUUGUUGGUGGCUGCUGGGGCUUGAGAUUGCUUCCUGUUGGGCAAAAUUGGGAUGAGCAGUUUGAUAACUUCUACUAGAAACACAGGUGGCACAAAAAUACAUUGCCACUCUGGAAGACAGCAAUAUGCAUUAUUUACUUCUGAUCUGUGCUUCUUGGUCUUCCCUCAAAUAGAUACUGAUUCCAGAGUAUCAGUCUCCUAUGAUGAGCUGGAAGAAGCUUUAAGACUUCAAGGACAGGGUCUAAAGAAAGCAUCAGGUCCUGAAUGUUUACUGCUCAGUAUUCCUGCAAAUCUCAUCCCACAGCAGAGUGAGUCAUCCCUUUCCUGUCCUUGUCUGGAUUGCUCAGUCUUUGAAAUCUGAGCUUCCAUCAUAAAUCCUUCCUUAUUUGCAAGUAUUCAAUCAGUUCAUAUUAUAUUUUUCCUUUUAGUUUCCAUCAAACUGAAGGUUGAGUAUUUUAUUUCUGACUGAUCUUUUAAGUUCAGAAAAACUGUUCAGUUUAAGCAGACAAUCAACAGUCAGGUCAGUGUCUUGUUCUCCUGUCAAGUUUUUCAAAGCACUCGAGUAGUAGCAAACCAGAUUAUUUAUUAGCUGCUAAACCAUACAACAACUUGAAUUAAAACCAUUUCCUUAACAGCACUUCUGAGCUGAACAAGCUCUUGGAGCCCCUGUAGAUAAGAAUCAUGCUCAUCCCAUGUUAGGAUUGAAGGUUAGUAAAGUGUGAUCAUACCUUUCUUAAUAAAUAACCCAAAAAUGUAAUUAAUUUCAACCAAUUAUUUUGAACCAGCUGAAAAGCAAGGAAUACCAAACCUAUUAAAUGUGUUAAAUCUUGCUGUAUCUCUGAAACUAUGCACUGGAAUGUUAGCUGAAGUUGUUCUUUGUUUAAGAUUGUUAUCUGGUUUUAUUAUUUGGUCCCCAGUUAAUUUGUCAGCUGGAAUUAAUUCACUUUACCAGUCUGAAUGGUUAAAUGGCUGUUACAGGUAUCUUUCAUGAUGUGGUGUUUUUAGGUAUUAAUUGUCACUUCCUGAUAAUAUCCUACCUCAUUUUUUAUUUUAUUACUGUUUAUACACUCCACUUAGCUCACUUCAUUUUAAUUAAAGUUCUUGAUGUUCAUUACCAUAAAUAGUAUUAAGUGGCUUUCUGUUGCUGAACCACACUGAGGUCCUCUUUGUGUUUUUGGUUUGUUUGGGUUUUUUUCCUCUAACAAAUGAUUCUAGGAAUUCUGAGAACAAUGACAUAUCCUUUGCAGAGGAUGAGGUAUAUGGAAAAACUUCAAAUAUUGAUUCAACAGCUGUGACAUAGUUUCCUUUCCAGAGCAGAAAAAAGGUUAAGAAAUGGAAUUGAAUGGUUUGAGUUCUUUGGAUAUUUUUUUUUGUCCCCCUUUAGGGGGUGGGGGUGUAGCUUUUUUUUCCUCAUUCAUAGCCUUGCCUUCUCUAGAGGUGCAUUAAUGUAACUUCUCCACUGAGGGACUUGCUUCUUCAAGUGUGUUUGUAAUAGUCUGCCUCAAGCCUGUUGUUCCUUCAGAUUCUUUCAACCAUGGAGAGAUUUCUUAGUUUUUGUCAUGACUUCUUACUGACAAAACCAAUAUUGUCACACCAUAAACAGUGGAGUCAUCUACUCUGAAAUGUUACCUAAGGUAAGGCUGUGAAUGCUAACUAGUAAAACUUGAUUAAAUUUAAUUAUUUUUUUUCUUGCUGCAUUUUAAAAGGAAAAUUUUUCCCCACUGCUUGGCCACACAGUGGAUCCUGUAAUUUUACUAAGCAUGUGCCAAAACAGAGGGAGUUUUCUGUCCUACCUGCAUUUUAACAGUAUGCAGAACUGGAACUGGACAAGAGUAUUGUUUGACUUGGACCUUCCUCCCUCCAGCUGCAGUGGCAGGUUAACAUUCAACUUCUUUGGCACUAUGAAACCUGCCAGAAAUCUCAUCUCUCAAAUUGUUUUAUAGAAGCUGUACUUGAAUUGCUGGACCCCAAUAACCAAGGUGAACUUUGUGAAUUCUUUUGGAUUUCUGGCAUUGCUGUUCCUCCUCCUUGAUCUCCUUUAAAGGAAGUUUAUGGAACAAUGAGGAAAAUUUUUUCUGGAGGAGACUGAGUGAGAAGUGGGCUAAUUAGCCUGAGUAAUCUUUUACAGCUGAGAAACAUGUCCAUUUAAGUAAGACACUACUUGUGGCUUAAUCAUUGUUCACUCCCAUUUUGUAAAUGCAUGAGCAGGGUUUGGAAUCUGAGACCUGCAACUCGAUGUAACAUUUCAGAACCUUGACAUUCACUUUGUAUGGGGGAUUGUUUGGGCAGUUGAUCAACAGCACCUCCACCUUACACACUGAAGGCUGCUAUUGUUUUCUCUGAAAGACUUGUAAGACUGGACACUUUAACAGAAUAAAAGUUCUAAUUUUUAAUUUGCA
This is a messenger RNA of Calypte anna (Anna's hummingbird), 7972 nucleotides long. It is a transcript of the gene LRRC8A, whose product is annotated as leucine rich repeat containing 8 VRAC subunit A. The coding region runs from base 326 to 2758 and encodes 810 amino acids. The record is from RefSeq and is a predicted model, not a curated record. Lineage: Eukaryota; Metazoa; Chordata; Aves; Apodiformes; Trochilidae. Gene Ontology annotation, molecular function: protein binding. The transcript has 4 exons.